AGAACCCUCUUGCCGGGCUAUGACAACAGAUAAGCAGCGACAUACCGCUACAAAGAUUACAUCACACGACGUUGCAAUUGGCGAAAGAUGGCGUCUUCUGUUUCAACUCCGGCACCAAAAUCGAAACAAGGCGAUUUUGUCACCCCUUACAAAACACCUGCUGGACCAAAGAACGCCAAGCAUAGGGCCAAAGCGGUAGAUCUCGUACGUUGGGCAGAUGCGUAGGGCAAUUUCGAAAACCAUACUUUAUCUUUCUUUGAAUCUCACAAUACCGCAUCAAUUUACUCGUUCGCAGGUGACUGGUAAAACCAUCGUGGAAUAUUUUUUUGACCCUUUAUUAAUCAUCAGCGAGAACAACAAUCCUGGAAACGCGACUACAUCAUUCAAAACACCAGGAAAGAAAAAUGGGAAAGGAAGUGGGAGCGACGUGGAUAAACUCCUUUUCAAUUGCCAACAUCUGUACGCUCCAUGUACGAUCGUCAAAUCACUCGUCGACGAAAACGUCAACACAUCGAGAGGAAAUGGUAAAGGGAAGAAAAACAAAAAGGCCAACAUAGUACCAGUAGGGCCGGCCUUAGUCAAAACUCGAGACGGUACUCUAUACAAAAUCGAAGACGCCGCAAAACUUGUUCCAUUGAUAUCCCCGGACGACUACGAGGGUCUCGAUGAUGUAUUGCACUUGACGAACGUUACGGAAUCGAGCCUGCUCCAUGCCAUACGCCUUCGAUACAAAAGAGACGACAUUUACACCUCUGCAGGUCCCAUUUUAAUCUCGGUCAAUCCAUACAAGUCAGUCACUACAUCUCAGAGUGAAUCGUUAUAUUCGGAGAAGAUGAUGAUGAAAUAUCGGAUGACCGAGAAUUCUUCGGAUGACGAACCUCACUUAUUUAAAGUGGCUGAUAGAGCAUAUAGCGCAAUGAUGGAUUCUGUACACAUUAUUCCGAAGCUCGAAGACUCAAAUGCUGACCACUGCAUUGAAAGUCCCCAAAAACGCAGAUCAGGCCCCGGGCAGGUAAUGAAUCAAAGCAUCAUUAUCAGUGGAGAGAGUGGGGCUGGAAAAACUGAAGCAACCAAGUACAUCAUGAAAUAUCUUGCCCGAAUCACAAAGAAGAAAGGGAAAUGGACGUCUGAAGAAAGCCCGCCAUUUCUAUCUCCCGAUGGGAAAGUGAUGGCAGCGUUGGAAGAUCGAGUCUUAUCCUCAAAUCCUCUCUUAGAAACGUUUGGAAACGCACAAACGUUACGCAACGACAAUUCAUCGCGAUUCGGAAAAUUUAUUCACAUCAAUUUUAGUACGGAGAAAGGUAUUAUUACGGGUGCUCAAAUAUCCAACUACCUCUUGGAAAAAACGAGAAUCACAACUCAAAUUGAGGGUGAGAGGAAUUACCAUAUUUUCUACCAGCUCUUCGCAGGAGCCAAAUCAGACCUUCUCACUAAGCUUGGACUCGACACUGGAGCAGCAGCAUUCAAAUACCUAGGAAAUCGUUCGUCUCCAAAAACAGAAAAAGACAAGAGCGAUUACGCCGAGACGAUGCAAUGCCUUUCUAAUAUCGGCCUUGCAACGGAAGAGCAAGAAACCGUGAUGGCGUUGGCAGCUGCUGUCUUGCAUUUAGGCAAUAUUGUAUUUGAAGAGGGAGAGAACGAGGAUCACUCGGCAAUUAUCUCAGAGGGUUCUCGUCCUAGUCUACAAAAAGCUUGUGAGUUACUUGGUCUGGAAGAGGAUGCAGUAGCCGACGCAAUUUUAACAAAGCGAUUAAACAUAGGCGGAAAGAGUAUCAAAACACCUUCUACUGUUGUUAUGGCUGAAGACAAACGAGAUUCAUUAGCCAAGAUGACAUACUCAUCACUAUUUAUUUGGCUUGUGAAAUCGAUCAAUCAAACAUUGGGUGAACACGAGGCUGAUAGCGAAGUCCAGAACGACGAGACACCGAUUGGCUUCAUCGGCGUUCUUGAUAUUUAUGGAUUUGAAUGCUUUGAAGUUAAUGGAUACGAACAACUCUUGAUAAAUUUUUGCAACGAGAAAUUGCAAAGGCAUUUCAAUCGCCAUGUUUUCGAAGUCGAGCAGAAGCUUUAUUCAUCCCAGGGAGUCGACUGGACCUACAUCACCUUCAAUGACAAUCAGCCAUGCUUAGAUUUAAUUGAAGGUGGCGGAGGCACUGUUGGUAUACUCAACACACUUGAUGAUUCGUUCUCGGGUAUGGGAUCGGGCAGCGAGAAAGAUAUCAAGUUCGUUUCUCAACUGCACAAAUUGUUUGGGAGCGUGGCUGGAGCUAAAAGUACAAAUGGUGGACAUCCGUAUUUCGGAACUCCCAAAUUCGGAAACGAUCGUCAAUUUGACAUUACUCACUAUGCGGGAGAGGUAUGUACAAUUUUGAGGGUGCCUUCCGACUUGGUUCAUUCUUCUUUCGUUUAUACUGACGCGAUCUUUGUUUUUGAUGGAUUGCAUUUUUUCGAAGGUUCGAUAUACUGUCGAUGGAUUCGUUGAAAAAAAUAUGGAAAGCACAAGCAACGAGUUAAAAGACUUAGGUUCGACUUCGACGAUUCCCUUGGCUCGAGAUGUCUUCAGUGCCAGUUCAAACAGUGACGAGAGGCGGUCUUCAAUUCGUGGCUUCAGUGUUGCCUCUCAAUUCAAACAGUCCUUACAAUCUUUGGUAGAUGAUUUGGAAAUGACUCAACCCCAUUACGUCCGUUGUAUCAAACCAAACUUGAAAAAAUCAUCGAACAAUUUUAAUGCUGGGGAAGUGCUGAAGCAACUGAGAUAUUCCGGAAUGAUGGAAGCUAUUCGAAUUCGACGUGAAGGCUAUGCGCUGCGAGAAGACCACAAGAGUUUCUACAAUCGCUUUAGUGUUCUUCUUAGCGCCGAUGAUUUGAAGGAAGAUAUAGGAAUAGAUCAGCUGGUAAACGUUCUCUCCAAACGCCUCAACGUAACAGACGCAGACUGGCAGAUCGGACACACGAAGAUCUUCCUUCGUCGAGAAUUAUCCGACAAGUUGGAACGGCUAGCGAAGCUUCGUGUACACCGGGCUGCUCGGACUCUCAGUCGAUUUGGUCGGUUCAUUGCCACAAAAAGGGCAUCUUCUCUUCUGGUUGCGUGGGCAAAGUUUCGCCUUUUUAUGAGACAGAAAUAUCGAGAAAACAAAGCAUCCACAAAGAUCGCUGCAACUUACAAAAUGCAUUUGAAAAUGGAACUUUUCAAAAAAUGUAUUGGUGCGGUCGUAAAAAUUCAAUCCCUUCAACGGAUGGUGGUCGCCAAAUUUGUGGCAAACAAGUUGAGAGAUCCUUAUUUUGAUAUGACAUACAAAGAAAUGAAAAAGUUUUUGCGUUCUGAAAUUACUCGGAUGGAAAAAGCAGUUGAUGCCAAAGACUUCAAAACUGCCGCUUUGAUUGAAGAAAAAAUGUACGUACAAAACAUAUUUUGUUUACCGCUAUUUAUACGAUCAGCCGAAUUCCUAAUUUCUUACUAUGUGUUAUAUGCACUUUCCCAGUGAAUCUCUCAAGGUCGCGAUUGCAGAACGGAAACCUAUGACGCGGAAGCGACUGGAAGAGAAAAUUGAAACGGUGCAAAAACAACUUGACAAUGCAAUUAAGUCCAAGGAUUACAAAGAAGCUGGUCCAUUACAGGAUGAAUUAGAAAAAUUGACCGAUCUCCGGACGGAAUUCCCAACAAUGGAUGAAUUGAAGAAUGACGUUAAAGCAGCAGAAGAAGCUGUCGCAAGUGCAGCAAAACGGCGAGAUUUUGAAAACGCAGCUUCCCUCCAAAAAGACGUAGAUAAAGCGAAAAGACGGCUGGAGGAGGCAACGGAAGAGGAGGAUGGAAGCGAAGACAACAGUGAGCGUAGUGAAAACGAAGAAGUUUUGAACAUAACUUUUGAUGGCAUUGAAUCGCGCGCCGACCUAGAAAACGAAUUAAAGGACCUUCACAAACAAGUUGAUGAAGCAAUUUCUAACAAGGACUUCAAAUUAGCGUCGGAACUACAAUCGAAAAUAAAUGAGAAAGAAAAGCUCCGAUCUUUCUUUCCUUCUAUCGAGGAGCUCGAGGAAGAAUUACGGAAUGCAACCGAAUCACUUGAACUAGCCAUCGCUAGCAAAAACUUUGAAGAAGCCGACAAACUGAAUAAGGAGUUAUUUGUACUCAAAAGAAGAAUUGAGGAGGAAAAGGAGAAGGCUGAGACUAUCAGUGCUAACGCGCAUCCCAUCUCUACAAAAAUUAUAGGGAUCGAUGGUAAAGAAAUAGAAUUUGACUCAAGGCAAGCUCUCGAAGCGGAGAUCAAAUCAAAUGCUUCUUUGCAAGAAAAUGAGAUAUCAUCCAAGAACUUCAAAAAAGCCCAAGAAAUUCAGGCAUACAUCGACAAUUUGGAGACACUUCGCACCAAUUUUCCAACUGCGGACGAGCUCCGAACCAAAAUUGCAACGAAAAAGAAUUUGAUGGACAUUGCUAUUUCAGAAAAACGGUUUGGAGACGCCGAGGAACUUGACAAAGAAAUUAGCGCAUUUGAACAAAACCUUAAGAAAGAGUUAGAAGCUAACACAUCCCAGACAAACUUCAAAGCAGAAAUGAAUUUGGUAUCUAAAAGUAAGACUUCUCCAUUCAUACCUGCAAAAACGAAUAAAAAUACCAUCAUUUCAGGCAAUGCUAAGACAAAGAAAAAUAGAGUUGACUCAGGAGC
Pseudo-nitzschia multistriata is the source of this 4664-nucleotide messenger RNA. The record is from the annotation of a GenBank genome assembly. NCBI's taxonomy places the organism in Eukaryota, Bacillariophyta, Bacillariophyceae, Bacillariales, Bacillariaceae.